GUAACGGUAUUUGCUCACUACUAUUGAAGCUGGGCUGGGAUCGCUCUAGGAAAUUUGCGUGAUUAUAAGAAUUUGUGAGGUGAAUGUGUGAGAUUUGUAUUAAUUUUUGUUGUUUAGCUUUAUAGAAACCUUUUUGAAUGAAUUGCGCCUGCACUGAUUGCUGAUAUUGAGUACAGAAGAGGAAUUUCUUCCUGCGCCAGGAUUGUCUCCUGAAUGGUGGAGCUGUCUGGCCAGGGAUGGUGGUAGGCAGGGUGGAGCGGCGGCACGCGACAGGCGGCGGCGGCAAGACCCUGUCGCCGCAGGAAUUGUCGGACUGCGAUGACAUCGCCACGGCGCUCACCAUCGACCCCUACCUGGGCUUCACCACGCACAAAAUGAACAUCAGGUACAGACCACCGCGAUGCAACAAGGACGUGCUGCGAAACCUCAUCUUCGCGUUCAUCAAGGACCAGAAUUAUGAGGAGACCUACAAGCGGCUGGAGAGGUGCGAGGCCAUGCACCAGCUGCUGGCCUUCUAUAAGCACCGAGUGAACCGGGAUGAUCUGCGGGAUCAUAUAAUGCGGUUUCUCGGCGUGUUGGACGUGGAGUCGGGCAUUUCCAUCAUGGGCUGCACUCGAUACUCGCUGGAAGACAACGCAGGCGCCCGGGUCUGCUCCACCAAGGCCUGGGGCCGAAAUGAGGAGAUCCAGUUUCUGGUCGGCUGUAUCGCCGAACUUUCAGAGGAGGAGGAGAACCAAUUUCUCCACCCGGGCAAGAACGAUUUCAGCGUCAUGUAUAGCACAAGGAAGAAGUGUGGUCAGCUUUGGCUCGGUCCUGCUGCCUACAUCAACCACGACUGCAACGCCAACUGCACGUUCGUGGCGACCGGUCGCAAUACGGCCACGGUACGCACGCUGCGUGAGAUUGAGCCGGGAGACGAGGUCACCUGUAACUACGGCGGAGACUUCUUCGGCGACAACAACUGCUACUGCGAGUGCGAGACCUGCGAGAGGCGGCAGACGGGAGCGUUCGCCAAGAAGGACUCGGAUCAGCAGUCGGAGGGGUACCAGCUGCGCUACUCGAGUCGGCGACAGGCGGCGCCCCCGACGGGUACCAACACGCUGGAGCAUACGGUCGAGACGCUCAGACAGCGCGGCAUGACUCGCUACGACGCCCAGAUCAUCGCCGAACAGCGCCUCAAGCUCGACUCGCCGGCGCCGGCCGCUGCCGUGACAGCGGCGAGUCGACCGGCGGCGGCGGCGGCCCUGACGACGGCGACGACCGGGGCUGCCCCGGGCCGGGCUGCCGGUACCGCUCCAGGGAAGGCCGCCGGCACCACCCCGGUCGGAGGCCGCACCCGCGCCCGGCGCCGGCUCGGUGCCUCUCAGACGUCCACUGCCACUGCCGCGGGCCGACGGCGCGGCUCGGCCACUCCGGUCGAGACGGCCGCCGCGCCCGUCUUACCACCGCCCCCGCCCCCUCCGCCCCCACCGCCACCGCCUCCGCCGCCGCCAGCAGCGCCCCGUCGCGGCCGCGCGGCGGCGGGGGCGCUGACGUUGCCCGUGUCCCCGCCGUGCCACGUGAAGGUGACGCUGCGCAUGAAGCGCUCUCCGCCGGCGGACGACAUCAGUGAGUCGGCCAGCAGCCACUUCAGUGACGACAGCGCCACUAGCGGCGAGAUUCAGUACGAGGUGCUGCGGCUGGAGGGCAUCGGCGAGCUGCCCGUCGCCACGUGGCACAAAAAGAAAAAGAAGAAGCGCCACCGCCACGAGCGGCACCGCGGUGUGACGCCCGAGGUGGCCGUGCCGUCGGCAAAACGUGUACGGCUCAAGUUCGGCGGCGAGUCGCGGACCAUCGAGCUGACGGGGUGAGGCGGCCGUCCGUCCCGCCCCGCCCGCUCGUGUCUUUCACGGCCGUCAGCGCACGAGCCGCACCGGCCCAUUCCAUAGGCCGAGUACAACGUUGUUAUACCUCUCCACCGGCCCACGUGCGCGCGUGUGUGCGAAUAUAUUUUACCAUAGCUAUAUGAUUAUCUGAUCCGGGCACUGCCAUGAUCAAAGUUGUGUGUACGUAUCUACUGUCUUUGGUGCGGUUGUUUUUUGUAGAUUUUCCUCAGUCCGAUGACGCAUUUAACUUAUGUGGAAUGAGGUGGCAUGAAUUCUUUUGAUCUCAUUGUUCUGAGCACGCUUGUGUUCUUUUUUUAUGACCGAUGAUUGGCCUUCCUUUGGGCUAGGCUGCGCGGUAGCUCGAACGGAGAUUCGUCCCGAAUGACCUCGAAGCUGUAUUGUAAUAAACGCAUGCAUUUGUUUU
Molecule: messenger RNA, 2289 nt
Organism: Amphibalanus amphitrite
Lineage: Eukaryota; Metazoa; Arthropoda; Thecostraca; Balanomorpha; Balanidae
Product: histone-lysine N-methyltransferase Suv4-20-like
Exons: 7
Coding region: 237-1850 (537 amino acids)
Cellular component (GO): nucleus
Molecular function (GO): protein binding; histone H4K20 methyltransferase activity
Source: RefSeq, a predicted model, not a curated record